UGUCAGCUGAUACUGUGACGUCAAGUCCGCUUCCGUGAUUACAACAACAAGAAGGGCCAAGAAGGAGGAAGGACCAGGAGGACCAGACGACGUUCCAAGAACUUUGAACAGGAAUCACCACAACACAGAUGAGGUUUUUUUAAAGGGGGAACGUCCCCCCCAUCCUGUGUACAGCAGUGAUUUUGGUGGUGAGGCGGCAUGGAGAGGAUUUGAGAGGUUCCUCCUCAGGUGAGUAAUAAGAGCCAUGGACCCAGGGGCAGCGGAUAGCCCUGUCAACCUGGUCAUCAAGGCCCCCAACCAGAAGUAUCAGGACCAGACCAUCACUUGCUUCCUCAGCUGGACUGUGGAGAAGCUGAAGAGUCACAUCUCCGAUGUGUAUCCCAGCAAACCUCGCUCCAAAGACCAGCGCCUGGUGUACUCGGGAAAGCUCCUGCAGGACCAUCUCCAGCUAAAAGACGUGCUCCGGCAGGCCCAGCAGCAGGAUGACUACCACAUGUUACACCUGGUGUGCAGCUCACACACCCCCCCAGGGUCGCCUGUCCCUCAGAGGACCCCCACUAUCAACACAGCAGACAUCAGCAGUCCAGAAAUUGCAAACUCAUCAUCCGCCGCUGCAUCACCGUCAGACAGUCUGCCAUCCUCCUCUUCCUCUCCCACAGCGGGGCAUGGAGGGCUCAGACAUCGCCGUGUCUCGUCCCCGCUGAAUCUUCCCCAGACGCCUGCUGGCGCCCCUCAGUGGCCUCACGGAGCUCAGGUGCCUAUGCGAGGCGGCCAGAUGUUCAUGCCCAUGCAGAUGUUGUGGUGGCAGCAGAUGUACGCGCAACACUACUACAUGCAGUAUCAAGCAGCGGUGGCGGCAUCUCAGCCCCUCAACACCCCACCCACUUCGGUACAUCCGCCACCCUACCACCCCAACGAAGCCGUGCAACCGCCGCUGGGGCCCGCCCCGGCUGCCGCCAAUCCCCUGCCGGAGAACCCGCCGCAGGCUAACGCAAACAUCCAGAUGAACGCGCAGGGCGGGGCAGUGCUGAACGAGGACGAGCUGAACCGCGACUGGCUGGACUGGAUGUACACGCUGUCCCGGGCCAGCGUCCUGCUCAGCAUCGUCUACUUCUACUCGUCCUUCAGCCGCUUCAUCAUGGUGGUGGGCGCCAUGCUGCUGGUCUACUUGCACCAGGCUGGUUGGUUUCCCUUCAGGCCACAGGAGCAGAACCUCCAAGGAGCUGAACUGGCUCAAGCUCCUCGGGAAGAAGCGCGGCGGCAUCAAGACAUACAGGAAAUGGAGCGUCUUAUGGAUGACGGCGUGGAAGAUGAAGACAGCUCAGAGGAAGGGGUACAAGAGGACCCCACCCAGGCUGCCGCCGCCCUCCCGGAGCCCAGCUUGCUUAGCACUGCCUGGUCCUUCAUCAGCACCUUCUUCACCUCGCUCGUACCCGAGGGACGUCCCGUCCCAGCCAACUAGACCACCCUUUUCCCCUGAACACGUCCCACAACAGCACCUGGGAGCGAACGCUGCUAGAGAACUGACGUACCUUUUAAUCACAGCAAUGAACUAUUAGACUAUGAAUAUUAGAACGCUUAGGCGGUGAAGGGUUACUUUUGUCAGGAGUUGCCAGAGUGAUGUGUCCUCGAUGUCAAACUUGAAGCAGAAUGAAGAAGGAAUGGGAAGUAGAUCCUGACAUACAGUGUGCAUCGUGUUUGCGUAUUUCAAGCUAAAGGCUCUAUUUACACAUGUAACUAAAUCUACCUUUAAUUCUUACAUAUACAUUUUUGGGGAAUAAAAGUCGUUAAUCUGUACGUCAACUUCUGUCUUGCAGGUGGCAGCAUGUUCACGCUAAGGACCGCAACGAACACAUAACUGUGGUCUCAAGUAUUGCCAUUUCACCCUGAAAAUACACUAUUCAGAUUCAUAAAUACAACAUAUAUAAAACCAUAUAUAAAACCAAUUGUUUUAAUAACAAAAAUACAUAAAAUGCCAAGGGUAAGGACUAAACAUCUCAGGGUGGCUCGUUUAAAUUAAGAAUUGACCCCCUUCCCGUAGGUGGUGCUGAUAUGGUUUACAAAGGGUGUGCCAACUUUCUACACCACAGCGCCAUUUGCCGGAUGGAUGCUGGCCAAACUCCAAAAAAUGUACUUCCAUACGUUAUACAAAUUAAUAAUAUAAAAUAUAUUUUAACAAUAUGAAAACAUUACUUAAAAAAUAUAAAAUAAAAUUGUUUACAUAAAAUAAAUAGAAAAUGACAACUUUUACAAAGACACAAAAUAUAAGUGCAUUAUUUAAAAAUCAGUACGUGAGUCACUCAUGGAUUGGAUCAGAGCACUGCACACCUCACCUACGGAAUCGCAGGAGUGCCAAAAUUAACUGGGACUACGUGUGGAAAUACAAACAGCCUCGAUGACAAAAAAUAACAAAUGUCAUGUUUUUUGUCAUUUUGUCAUUGUUUUUUCUGUUUUGUCUUUGUUUUUUCCAAUGUGCCGUCACCUUUCCUGUUUUGUAUUUGUCUUUUUCUUUUGGUUUUUGUCAUUGCAUCACUGACCUGUAUAAUAAAUCUGGAUAGCCCAUU
Messenger RNA from Dunckerocampus dactyliophorus (ringed pipefish), 2564 nucleotides. RefSeq names its product HERPUD family member 2 (gene herpud2). The coding region runs from base 245 to 1462 and encodes 405 amino acids. The record is from RefSeq and is a predicted model, not a curated record. Lineage: Eukaryota; Metazoa; Chordata; Actinopteri; Syngnathiformes; Syngnathidae. The transcript has 9 exons. Gene Ontology annotation, molecular function: protein binding. Gene Ontology annotation, biological process: endoplasmic reticulum unfolded protein response.